AUGUGGGCGGUGAGGGAUGUGGAUCUGAGGAAACUCCACGCCCCAAUGCCCGCUGCUAUGCUCCCGUGUCCUGCGCCGGCAGGGUCUGACUGGAGCUUCCAGAACCCGGUGGGGGUGGACUGCAGCUCCCCUGAACCUCGCUGCAUCUGGCUAGCGGUGCUCCGCGGUGCCACGGGUUCAGUGUCUUCGCCAGCCAUGCCCACUGGGCACAGUCAGAGCGCUCACCAGCCCAGGGCUAAGGGGCGGAGGGAUGGUCUCUCCUCAGCUGGUGACAACCCUCGGCCGCCGAUGGCGACCCGGCCGGGAAGGGAGGGGGUCGGCGUGGGCUGGAAGGGUCCACGGACACUGGUUCUCCGAAAGAACUCCCAGGGUUUCGGUUUCACGCUCCGCCACUUCAUUGUUUACCCUCCAGAGUCCGCCCUGCACACCAACCUCAAGGAUGAGGAGAACGGUAACGGGAAGGGGUAUCAGAAAGAUCGACUGGAGCCGAUGGACACCAUUUUUGUGAAGAGCGUGAGAGAAAAAGGUCCGGCCCACCAGGCGGGCUUGUGUACAGGUGAUCGGCUGGUGAAAGUGAACGGAGAGAGUGUUCUAGGAAAGACGUACUCGCAGGUGAUAGCCCUCAUUCAGAACAGUGAGAGUGUGUUGGAGCUCUCCAUUAUGCCGAAAGAUGAAGAUGUGCUUCAGUUGGCAUACUCCCAGGAUGCCUACCUGACAGGCAACGAACCCUACUCAGGGGGAGCUGAGAACCUCCCACCACCACCCCCACUCUGUUAUCCACGCACCAAAACCACGCCCCCUGCUGGAGCUCCUCCACCAGCCCCCAUGGGCCAGAACCAGUUGGAUAACUGGAGUCGCUGGCCAGGUUCUUCCAGCCCCUCUUCACCCCUAGACAACCGUUCUGCUGUUGGCAGCCCCGCAAGCUGGCAGGAAGGGCGGGCAGUAGAGCCAGGCGGUGUGGGUCAUAGCAGCCCCGCCCACCGCACAGAAGAAAUCCAGUACGGUAUGACCAACCAGCAGCCUCAAGGCCAGACCAGAGGGCGCUCCUACUCUUCCUCUUCCUCGUCAGGAGGCCCUUUGUCCGGCCAGCUAAAAGUCCACUACCCUAACCACUACGCUGCCACCUCCUCGCAGGCCCAGCCCCGUAAGUCCAGCUCAGCCUGGACCAGUCCGCCCCUGCCCCAGCUCAGCCAUGGCCGCAAUGAGCGUUGCCAGCAGGCCCUCUCUGACUGGUACUACAACCAGCUGCCUGAGCGCUCAGGACGCAGCAUGCAGACCCGCCACCGCAGCUACUCUCAGGACCGGCUCAGUGAAACAAGGAGGCAGCAGCAGCAGCAGCAGCGGACAGGUGCUUGGCCACACAGUGCCUCCCAGGACACUCUGCUGUUACUGCAGCAGUCAGGCCCAGGACCACAUGGGGAACCCCACUGGUCCUAUGGAGACUGGGAGGAGGGCUCAAAUAGGGGCCACCCAGCCUCUAACUACACCCGAACACGCUCUGAAAACCUGCUGGCCCAGUUUGAUCGCCAUGGGCGCUCAUUAGAGAUGCUUGACCGAGCAGCGGGACUGGUCUCGCCUCGGUUUGAGAGGCCUUCAUGGCUCCAGCAGGCUCCCCAGCCGCCCCCUAGGACUGACGUCUAUCCAAGGCAGGGGAGUCAUUACGGUGCAGCACAAGCUCCUCCGAUGUCCCGACACUCACAGUCACAAUCCAAACACCAUACCCAGGCCCACGCCCAGCCUUUGCCCCAGCAGACUGCCCCCCAGAGCAGGCGGCUUCCCCCCGGGCAGAGCAUGGACGACCAGCCGGUGGGCUACCGCAGCUACAGCCCCUCUUUUUACCGCAAGACGGGCCGCAUCAUGCAGCAAGCCCACUCUUUCAGGGACCCAACGUACUCUGGCCCUCACUUGAACUGGAACCCAGCACCUAAAACCAGCCCUCCAGAGGGCACAACGGCACCUCUCACUGCCUCCCCCCUUGCCUCCACCACUCCCGAAUCCCAGGACAGAACGUACAGGCCAACAAACCAUGAGAGGGAACAAGGGUCAGUAGAGGGGCAGGAGGAGGUGGUGGCACAGAACCAGGAAGUAGUGCUGAGGCAGAAACCUCCCACCGGGCGGAGGAACGCCCAUGGUAUGCGUCAUCCCCACUACGCGCUGCCCAUGGAUGGGCUAGAACCCUCUUUGUUUUCACCUGAUCCCCAAGACUCAGCUCCUGCCCCUGGUUCCACAGGAGAUGUAGCCCCACGCAAACCAAAUGGCAACCUCGCCCCCCUGCCCAUAGAGGACGACUCUCUGGCCUCUAUCCCCUUUAUAGAUGAGCCGACCAGCCCUGACGCUGAUUUGCGCGCCCGCCACGUGCCGGCGUCCUCUGUGGUGUCCAGCGGCAUGAAUUCGGCGCCCGCCGUGGUCACCAGUCCCACCUCCCCCACCUUCACCUUCCCCCUCACUAGGCUCUUCUCACACGACUGCAGCAGUAUUAAAUCCAGUCGCCGUUCCUCCUAUCUUCUAGCGAUCACCACGGAGCGAUCCAAGUCAUGUGACGAGGGACUCAACACAUUCAGAGAAGAAGGGCGAGUCUUCUCGAGGCUACCAAAGAGAGUGAAAAGUUUCUUCACAGACGGAUCCCUGGACAACCUAGGGACAGCAGAGGAGGUUCGAUCAAAGCGCCACUCCACCUCAGAGCUGGGAAACAUCACUUACAGCGACGUGCGGCGAGAAGGAUGGCUGCACUUCAAACAAAUCCUCACAGAAAAGGGCAAGAAGGUGGGCAGCGGCAUGCGUCCGUGGAAGCGAGUCUUUUCGGUGCUUCGCUCCCAUUCGUUGUUCCUCUACAAGGACAAGAGGGAGGCAGUGCUUCGCGGGGCCACGAUCGGAGGGGCGGCCGAGGACGAGCAACCGAUCAGCAUCCGCGGCUGCCUGGUGGACAUUGCGUACAGUGAGACCAAACGAAAGCACGCCCUGCGGCUCACAACCCAGGACUUCUGCGAGUACCUGUUGCAGGCAGAGGACCGGGAGGACAUGCUGGACUGGAUAAAGGUCAUCAGGGAGAACAGCAAGUCAGACAGCGAGGAGCUCGGCUUCUCCAGACAGGCCCUCAUUAAUAAGAAACUGAAUGAUUACAGAAAACACAGUCCAACAGGCAGCAAGCCCGACUCCUCUCCCAGGAUGCCCCGCAUGAAGCCUCCGUUCCUGCACGCCAAGGCGGAAAACGCUGCAGGGGCACCACGCUCCCCCAAAACAGAGAGUAAAGAUGAGAGCGGCCCCCCGAAGUCUCCAUGGGGAAUCAACAUCAUGAAGAAGACAAAGAAGUCUGGGCCUAAAGCUUUCGGUGUGAGGUUGGAGGAUUGUCAGCCAGGUGUAAAUAACAAGUUCAUCCCAUUGAUCGUGGAGAUAUGCUGCGGUCUGGUGGAGGACAUGGGUCUGGAAUACACCGGGAUCUACAGAGUCCCCGGGAACAACGCCGUUGUGUCGAUGCUUCAAGAUCAGCUCAACAAGGGCGUCGACAUCAACCCUGCAGAGGAAAGGUGGCAGGACCUCAAUGUUGUCAGCAGUUUACUCAAGUCAUUCUUCAGGAAACUUCCGGAGCCGCUCUUCACUAACGACAAGUACAACGACUUCAUCGAUGCCAAUCGGAUGGAAAAUGCAUCAGACAGACUAAAGACCAUGAAGAAACUGAUCCGAGACCUCCCAGAUCACUAUUACCACACUCUCAAGUUCCUGGUGUGUCACCUGAAGACUGUAGCCGACAACUCAGAUAAAAACAAGAUGGAGCCCCGUAACCUGGCUCUGGUGUUUGGGCCGACGCUGGUCCGGACGUCUGAGGACAACAUGAAAGAUAUGGUCACACACAUGCCUGACCGCUACAAGAUAGUAGAGACGCUCAUCCAACAUGGCGUCUGGUUUUUCGCUGAAGAGCAAGACAAGGAUGAAAAGACGCCGGUGGACACGGAGGACGUGCAGCCGGCCCCCAACAUCGACCACCUGCUGUCCAACAUCGGCAGGACCGCUCUGCUCGGGGAGGCCUCAGACUCAACCAACAGUGACUCAGCUAAAUCAAAGGGGUCGUGGGGGUCAAGGAAGGACCUAACACCCAAGGACUUCCUGACUCUGUCCAUCAUGUCAGCUGUUACGGGCCGCAAACGCAGGAAGCGCAAUAACGCCCGCCGCGUGGGCAGCAGCACCGACGAUGACUCGGAGCACGAGCCAAUCAAAGCCGGACAUCUAGGGCCAGAGGAGGAAGAGGAGGCGGAGUCGCCUGUUGGAGACACUGCUCCUCGAGCAGUGGGAGAGGAGGACGACGAUGAAGAAGAAGAAGAGGAGGAGGAAGAGGAAGACGAGCAAGUUGUAGAAAGCAGGUUGAAAGAGGAGGUGCAAGAGGAGGCGGUGGCGGUUAUUCAGCCGUGUUGUAAAGAGGAAGAGGAGGCAGGAGGAGGGCAGGCAGCCAUGUUGUUGCAGGGGGAGGGGGCGCGGGCAGAGGUAAAAGGGCCACCGUGGCGAGCUCCAGAGGAUGCCCGCUCUAUUGUUUCUGGCUACUCCACCCUCUCCACGUUAGGGCGGAGCCUGGUUUCAGAGGGGAGGGGGGACGACGCUGAUGAUGAGCACAGCGAGCUGGUGAGCGAGACGGACAAUGAGAGCGGCUUCGCCUCGCGCUCCCUCACCCAGGAGAGACCUGAUAAACACCCGACCGCACCUGUGACCACGCAACCGGCAGCAGCCACACGCAGCUUCCUCUACACACACUACAAACCCCCUGUUCUCUCACCCACAAACCUUCUCGCCCCGCCCACAGCGCUCACACAAACACCGGACUCUGCGGACAGAAGUGAAGGAGGGGCGCGCUCCACCACGCCCUCGUCCUCCUCCUCCUCCACCACUCAUAAACUGCAUUCGCGGCCUUCCUUUAACUCCCACAAGCUGAUCCAGUGUGACACUCUGGCCAGGAAGAAGCUGAAGUCCGAGAAGUCCAAGGCUCGCUCCCUGGACCUUUUCGAGCUUUCUGGGGACAUGGCCCAAGGGGACAGGGCUGGUUCUGGGCCAGAUGCCGCACCCAGAGUGAGGAGAGAGACUUGUAGAACCAACCCUUCUUCAGGCAGCAGCCAGGAGAGCCUGCGCCUGGCCCGGCCCAAGCCCGCCGUGCAACCGAGCGAGGCCGCCUCCUUUACACCGACCGGCCCCGGCGGCAGGUCUCUGGCGGAGCAGGUCCGCGCCCGUCUGCUGGGCUCGGCGGAUGACCUGCGCAGUGUGGGACUGCGAAAACCGCUGUCACCUGAGACGAGGAGGAAGAGACGGGCCUGGCGCAGACACACCGUGGUGGCCUCCCCAACUGAGGCGUCCAACAAAAGACCCCCAAUGACUGUCAAUGACUUCCCCCCGUCUCCUAUGACUCAAAACCAGGUCAAAACACCAGGGCUGCCUCGGGACGCAGACGGGCUCGACCAAGGACCAGCUGCACGUCAAACACCCACCUCUAGAUUCCACCAGUACCUGUGAGCCCUGCUAGCUGACCCAACCCUUCUCUCCAAGGAAAAGAUGCUGAAGCUGCUCAUUGGGGGUUUGGGGGGGGGGUCCGGACUGAGCUGCUGACUCCCUGCAGGUCAGUAGACCGGCAGCAGUGCAAACAGGUUCAUGAUUAGUUGCCAGGUGCAACACGGUGUACCAGGUCUUUUAAAGCAGCCCACCCUUUUCUUUUCGAUAAGCUCCAUUUGCAUGGCAAGGGGCGUUCCAGUGUUGCCAAAGCUUUUGUUUUUUUUUCCUAUAUGUGUGCUUUUAUAGAAAUAAUACAGAAACAGGACAGAGACACAAACUGACCUCAAUGCCAAGAAUUCACAUACAAGUCAAAAAACAUCCUUCCCGUCUCCUCUACCUUCCUGCCAGGCUCACAGACGACAUAAAUGAAAGGGUGAAAUCCCUUCAAGUGACCAGAGAAAGCUGCUGAAACGCAGCCCCCCCUCUGGCUCUUGAGAGAAUGGUGCUUCUUAUCAAAGUUUGGUAACUGUUACACAUAUUUCUCUAAACCUACUUCAGUGAGCCAGAAGAGACCGCACAUAUAAUCACAAAAAGUUAUUGGUCAGUUUUAAAACCAUUUCAAGAGGGAUCUCGACUGAUUUUUAUCAGUCUUCCUAAUUUGUCACUCGUCAGACCAGAGACAUAAUAGAUAUGGUAGGUUACAAAUACACAAAAGUCGUCUCUCUCUACCUGUUAAUAAUGUCUGUGUGUUUGCGCAAAAUUAUUUGUGAUCAUGUCUGAGCGUGCAGGUGUUUGUGUUGAACACUUUUGUAACAUUUGUACAAAGCCUUGUUAAGUUAACCUUGUAAAUAUAAAUAUUAUGUUAUCAUGUGUUUUUACUUUUUUAGUUCUUUUUUUAUGGUUUACAAAAGUGCGUACAAAGUGCACAGUCAUUUCUUUCAAGAUGUUACUUGAAAUGUUUCCCUUAAUAUAUUCAUUUUUUUGUUUUAUAUUCAAUAUAUAUAUUAUAUAUAUAUUUUGUAUUAAAGUUAAAAAAAAGUACUUUUAUUGUGAUUUCACCUCUUUGGUGUACCUGUACAAAGGAGACAAGAUAAACAUGACUAAACCUGUUCCUUAUUUCCUCAUAGAUGGCCUUUCUCUCUGAUUCUCAGCACUGUGCAGGAAACCUUUAUCUCCUGAGAUGUAGUCUUAUAAAUAGGUUUCUCUGGUGACUAUACUUCCAACAAUACACAAACUAUCUAGCAACUACAUGUAGCAGGAGCAAUGUAAUCUGGUAAUUAUUACAUUAUAUUGGACAGUUUGCAGGCAGCUCAGCGCCUCACUGUGAUGGCUGACCUCAUUUGUUUUGUUAGUCAUGUCUCGGAUUAGCCUCCACAGAUCUGCUCAUAUUUACUGAGCUCAAGACAAAGUGUGUUCCUUCUUGUAAAAGAGACAGAGGAGAAGCCUGAAGCCUGAGUGUUUUACAGACUGUUAAAAUGUUAUGUAGCACAUACAAACGGCUAUAUUUCCACCUGUGUGUGGGGAUCUGUGUGUUUUCAUCACGUCCUCUGCACAUUUAUCACCUUGGGGUUAACAUGACGAGGAGUUUUCCAUAAGGUCAGACCCUAAUAAAUCCUCCCUGACCGGGGCAAUGGUACAUUAGAGGAAAUUAAUACAGAACGCCCCGCUAACAUGAAUCUAUUGUUUUCAUCUCUCGCCUUGGCCGUGGAACCGAUUUCCCAUCACGAAUAAAUAACACAAAUUGGAGUUGCAACUUCCAAAGUCAUGUUGUUUUCACCUGACCAAAUCACCCAGUGAAAAAUAAUAAUAGUAAUAAUAAACGAUAAGUCACAGUCCUGUCUUACCUCAAGAUUUUUUCUACAAGUGCCUGAUUUCUGGAAUGUGUUUUUGUUCUGCAGUGCCAUGGUCAGUUCUUAUCUUUCCAUUUCCUUUUGUUGUUUCUAGGUCUCCUCCCUCCUCUCUUGUGGUCGAUUGGUAAAACUAAGGCACUGACCCAAAGAUGUGUACGUUACAUACAAGCGGUCUAACUUGAGAGGCUCUAAUAAAACAAUAAAAUAGAUUUAAAAAAGCACACUUCCAAGCCAAGGACACAUGUCUAUGCACUCUAUUUGCCUUCAACACAGGCAUUAACAGCUAUUACCGAUGCUGCCAAGAAAGAAGAGGCAUAGCUUUCUCUCAGCUGCUUUUCUUAACAAACCGAGGUCAUCGCUCUCUGCCUAGUGAUCCACAGUGUGUGAAUAUGGUACACCUAAUAAGCCCCGCCCUAAUACGGCACUAGGUCAUGUCAGCCAACAUUCAAUUUCCUAAAGGUGAACAAAAGGAAAACUCAACAGUUUGAGUGUGUUGUCUGAAAAUGUGAUUCGCCGAAUGACUCAUUGUUUGACUCAUCUUUUUGUACAUACUAUCUUAAUAUGUAACAUAUUGUAUUGUGUACAUUUGGAAUUGCUUUUGAGUAUAACUAAUAUGAAAAAUGACUGGAUUUUAAAAAAAAAGGUUGUCCACCUGAAACUAUUUCCCUCAUGGCUGUGUGCUUUAAAGCAAGGUUAUAUGAUGUAAAUAAACAGAACUAUGUUUAAAAAAAA
This is a messenger RNA of Micropterus dolomieu (smallmouth bass), 8048 nucleotides long. RefSeq names its product Rho GTPase activating protein 23a (gene arhgap23a). Bases 1 to 5490 code for a protein of 1829 amino acids. Gene Ontology annotation, molecular function: protein binding. NCBI's taxonomy places the organism in Eukaryota, Metazoa, Chordata, Actinopteri, Centrarchiformes, Centrarchidae. The record is from RefSeq and is a predicted model, not a curated record. Gene Ontology annotation, biological process: signal transduction. The transcript is spliced from 24 exons.